CGUGUCUUCAAGUGUCGUGCAUGCAUUUUGUGCAUCCAUUUUUGCUUUCUUCUCUGCAUGCACUAUAUUCAACUUUCUCUCUCUAAGAUCUCUAUUAUACUUUCUUCUCUCUCUAUAAUAUAUAUGUACUCUAAAUCUGUUCUUUGUAAUUGUAUCUUUAUAUGUUCUAUUUAUCUUAACCGACCAACCACCGACCAUCACCGUUAAUUUUACAGUGUUUGACCCACUUUUUAUACUAAAGAUUUAGUUCAAGAUUUUAUAAUUUAGUGUUCAUGCUAAGGUUGAUGUUUCAUUUUGGGUAAACCCCACAUUUGAUAUUGAGCAAGGGUUUUUGUUGAUUGUUAAGAUUUGUUGUUAAAGGUUUGAUUUUUGAGGGAUUCAAAAUGGGGUCAAUGAUUUGCAUGAAUGAACUUUGUCGUGCUGCAACGACGUCGUCUGAAUGGAAAAAAGGUUGGGGUUUCAAAUCAGGUGGAUUUGCUAAGCUUUGCUACAAUUGCGGAUCUGCUUUUGAGAAUUUAGUUUUCUGUGAAACUUUCCACCUGGAUGAAUCUGGUUGGAGGGAAUGCAGAACGUGUAGAAAGCGUAUACACUGUGGGUGCAUUGCCUCAAAAUAUUUGUAUGAGUACUUGGAUUAUGGAGGUGUUGCAUGUAAAAACUGUGCAAGCCAUUUGGAUGGUCAUUCCAUCAGACCAAUACAGAUACCUGGUGAUGAUCAUCCAAAUGGCUCCUUGGGAUCUAGGAGCGCACAUCCACUUGGUGUUGAGAAUAAAAUGGAUGAGAAUGAUUUCGACAGAAGAAGGACUAUGCGGUUGAGCAAGCCAGUGGAGAACAGUGAGCCUGGUCAACUCUUUCAAACUCAAAAGAAUGACACUAAACCAGAGACAAUGCUUCCCAUUGGUAAUGUCAAUACAUGCUUUUCAAAUCUGAAUCAGCAGCCCAUUGGAGCUUCUCUAUUUGGCAAACCCGAUAAUGAGAGACCAAGCCAAGGAGUUAAAGAUAUGUAUGAACCAAUCAAUCAGCCAUCUCUAAAUUUCUCUUUGAGUACUCCAAUUGGUACUUCGAGUUCGGGACAGCAGCCUUUUCCUGGUGGAGAUGUUGAGGGAAGGGAACAAAGCAAAAAUUCUCCCUUUCAACAGGGGCAGAGGGCACGUCAUAUAUUGCCUAAGCCCCCCAAACCUAGCCCCAAUUCAGGUUCUGAAUCAAACAAAGGAAUGGCUUCACAGGCACGGAUUGCGAGGCCGCCUGCUGAAGGCCGUGGGGGCCGCAAUCAGUUAUUGCCUCGAUACUGGCCUAGGAUUACAGACCAGGAGUUGCAGAAAUUAUCUGGAGACUUAAAGUCCACUAUCGUACCACUGUUUGAGAAGGUCCUAAGUGCCAGUGAUGCUGGACGAAUAGGCCGUCUGGUUCUGCCCAAAGCAUGUGCUGAAGCAUACUUUCCUCCAAUUAACCAAUCAGAGGGUCUACCUAUAAGGAUUCAGGAUAUAAAGGGUAAAGAGUGGACAUUUCAAUUCAGAUUUUGGCCCAAUAACAACAGCCGGAUGUAUGUUUUGGAGGGUGUUACCCCUUGUAUACAGAAUAUGCAAUUGCAAGCUGGUGAUACUGUGAUAUUUAGUCGAAUAGAUCCGGGAGGAAAGCUUGUUAUGGGGUUUCGGAAGGCAACAAACAAUGUUGACAUGCAGGAUUCUCAAACGCCUCUCCUUCCCAAUGGCAAUGGCUCUGCAGAAACUUCAUUUUCUGGCAUGACUGAAAACUUUCCGAAUGGAGGUAGGACAAGCGAUGAUUCUGUGAAAAUGUCAGAGAAGAAAAAGGCAAGAAACAUCGGGUCCAAAAAUAAGAGGCUUCUUAUGCAUGCUGAUGAUGCUAUGGAACUUAGAAUCACUUGGGAAGAAUCACAAGAAUUGCUACGGCCACCUCCGACUGCAAAGCCUACCAUUGUUGUGAUUGAGGAUUGUGAAUUUGAGGAAUAUGAAGAACCACCAAUUUUUGGAAAGAGGACGAUAUUUACUGCCCGAUCUUCUGGGGAUCAGGAGCAAUGGGCUCAAUGUGACAGCUGUUCUAAAUGGCGUAGAUUGCCGGUCCAUGUUCUCCUUCCUGCAAAGUGGACUUGUUCAGACAAUAUUUGGGACUCAAGAAGAUGCUCUUGUGCUGCUCCUGAUGAGAUUAAUCCAAGGGAACUGGAAGCUCUGUUUAGAUCUGGCAAGGAUUCUAAGAGGCGAAAACUAGUAGAAAACAAUGAAGAUUGUGAGCCUUCCGGGCUAGAUGCCUUGGCAACACUUGCUGUUUUAGGAGAUAACAUUGGUGACUUAGGAGAGUCUUCAGUUGGAGCCACAACAAAACAUCCUCGGCAUCGCCCAGGUUGCUCUUGCAUUGUCUGCAUUCAGCCUCCAAGUGGAAAAGGCAAGCACCAGCCCACGUGUAAGUGCAAUGUCUGUUUGACUGUGAAACGUCGGUUUAAAACUCUUAUGCUUCGUAAGAAGAAAAAACAAUCAGAACGAGAAGCUGAGCUGGCACAGGCAAAGGAUCAGGUCCCUCCUAAAGAUGGAUCAGAAACAGAAGGGGCGAGUGGAAUAGAGUUACUUCAAAUGAAUCAUUCCGAGAACGAACACAUGAAUCUCUCCGAGAACGAAAAGAAUUCAAAUGGGGAUCAAACGGAGGAGUUUGGAGCCGGGAAGGGACAGUUGGACCUGAACUGCCAUCCGAACCGGGAUGACGACAUGCUAGUAGAGGCGACAGCUGGAAUGAGCAUCACGUCACUUGUUAAUGCGGCCAAUCUUCCAUUGGAGUAUCUAACGCAGAACGGGCUCGAGAGUUUGGGGAACUCGUUGCUCUCACAAGCUGCCGGUGAGAGUGAAGGAGGAAACCAUACUGAUAACGGAUUUGUGAAAACUGCAGAUGCUGAACCGGAGAGUAAAGGUGAUGAAGGGUAAUUAAUUCCCUAUCUUCACUUGGUAAUAUUUUCUUUAGUUUUUUCCGAUUAUUUGAGCCUUUUGUUAAGAUAUAUAGUGUUGUUCACAACCUCAUUGUUGAGGAGUUAUACAUACUCACAGUUGAAGGAGUCUAUUUUGUCUUCAAUUCCUUCACUUUUUGUGGGUUCUCAUACGUACUUUCUACUGGACAAUGUUCUUUUUUUGGCCUAAUUUGUACUGUCAAGGAAAAGCAACUAAAGUUCCAGGAA
Messenger RNA from Lycium ferocissimum, 3175 nucleotides. Its product is annotated as B3 domain-containing transcription repressor VAL1-like. The record is from RefSeq and is a predicted model, not a curated record. Gene Ontology annotation, molecular function: zinc ion binding; DNA binding. The transcript has 14 exons. The coding region runs from base 384 to 2927 and encodes 847 amino acids. NCBI's taxonomy places the organism in Eukaryota, Viridiplantae, Streptophyta, Magnoliopsida, Solanales, Solanaceae.